This is a messenger RNA of Colias croceus (clouded yellow), 2403 nucleotides long. RefSeq names its product neural cell adhesion molecule 1-like. The transcript has 17 exons. The coding region runs from base 1 to 2403 and encodes 800 amino acids. The record is from RefSeq and is a predicted model, not a curated record. Lineage: Eukaryota; Metazoa; Arthropoda; Insecta; Lepidoptera; Pieridae.
AUGGGGGGUACCGGAGGUAUUGCCGGCGCGGACCAAAAUCAGCUUGGAGGAACUCGAGGGCUAUGUGCCUUCGUCGCAAUUUCUGCUCUGCAGGGAGUUUCCCUGUGCAGUUGCUGGGUUCGAGUUCGAACAGUGCUGCUGUUGGCGGCGACGUAUGUGUCCACCAUGGACGUGGAGGCGGUGGUGGGGCGCACCGCGUCGCUGCCAUGCGAUAUUGAACCUGACUCCCAUGAAGAUAGAGUCUAUAUGGUGCUGUGGUUCAGGCACGCUGGGGGGAAGCCGUUGUACAGUUUCGACGUCCGUGGCCGUAGCUUCAACAAAGCCCUGCACUGGAGCGAUCCCCUCGCGUUCGGCAAGCGAGCCUACUUUGUCACCAUGUCCCGCCCGUCCUGCCUCACCGUGGACUCCGUGCAGCUUGAUGAUGAGGGCAUCUAUAGAUGCAGGGUCGACUUCAAGAACUCCCCUACACGGAAUUUUCAGAUACGACUUAAUGUUAUUGUACCACCACAUCAGCUAUUACUAUACGACGAAGCGGGUCGAGACUUGGCUGGUGUGGUCGGGCCUUUAGAGGAGGGAGGCAACUUCACACUGCUCUGUGAGUUAAGAGGAGGUCGUCCCCAACCAUCUCUCUCCUGGCUGAUCAACAACACACCAGUAGAAGACCACACGAUCCUCAAGAACGACGGCAAAGUCAUCAUCAGUAAGAUCAGCAUCACCGGCGCCGAGAGGGGCUGGCUGAACAGCACUGUGCGAUGCCAGGCUACCAACACAGCGCUGUUGAGCCCGCAUGAACGGAGUGCGCGGGUUGAAAUGAAUUUGCGUCCAACAUCAGUUAUAAUAGUGGAGAAGCCAGGGGAACUAUCAGCUGACUCAGAAGUGACGUUAGUUUGCGUCACACACGGCAGCCGACCGCCUGCACAAGUCACCUGGUUUAGAGAGAACAGGAAAUAUACUAGAGGAAAGCACAGCGAGCAAAUAAACGAAACGUCCACAAUCAGCAAACUCACCAUGCUACCACAACCUGAAGACGAUGGAGUCACUAUCAGGUGCCGAGCUGAUAACCCCGUGUUAAGAGUGGCGCUGGAAGACUCGUUUCGGAUGAGCGUUGUUUAUAGACCGGUCGUUAGUAUGUCCCUGGGCAGCACGUUAAAUCCAAACGACAUAAAGGAAGGCGACGACGUGUACUUCGAGUGCAACAUCAGGUCGAACCCUAAAGAGCAUCGCAUCUCUUGGUACCAUAACGAUGAGCAAGUCAGUCAGAACAUGUCGUCAGGGGUGUUCAUAAGCACCAAGUCGCUGGUCUUACAGCGUGUGACGAAACAAGAUGGCGGCCUGUAUUCCUGCAGAGCGGCCAAUCAGAUUGGGGAAACUACCAGCCAAUCGGUGUAUUUGAGAGUGCAGUAUGCACCAACCUGUGCACAAACCACACCGGUAGUGAUCGGAGCUCGUCUUGACGAGUCCCUCCGCGUGCGCUGCACGGUCAGCGCAGACCCAGCUGAUGUGGCCUUUUAUUGGCAAUUCAAUAAUAGUGGAGAGAGCUUUCAAGUGUCACCUGCUAGAUAUGUGUCCACUGGAGGUACAGCGAGCGAGUUGCGAUAUCGCGCGGCCAGCGAGCGCGACUACGGGGCUUUAUUGUGUCGCGCGACAAACGCGGUGGGCACGCAGCAUAAGCCGUGCGUGUUCCAGAUUGUUCCAGCAGCUCGUCCAUCCCCACCGAGGAAUUGCACAGCCAACCGCGUGGUGACCAAGAAGGAGGUAUACCUCUCUGUGAGGUGCAUAGCAGGGUACGACGGGGGUCUGAACCAGUACUUCACGUUAGAAGCAGUUGGUGAUACCAAUAGACUGCUGGUCAAUAGUACUGCUAGCAUGCAUGACCUCGUAGUAUGGCUGAAUAUCAGCUGGUCAGUGCUGGAGUCAGUCAGCGAAGACGAGAUGCUGACAGUCAGCGCUCGGAACAAUAAGGGCGUAUCCGACCCAGUACUGUUGAGGGAACUGGUCUUUAAGGAUGCCGCUAAACAUACUGAAGAAACAACAAGGAUGAUGGCGAAGUUCCCAGUAGCGGGGGCAUUUGCAGCCGUAGUGGCGGUGCUCACUACAGCAGUUGCUAUUGUAGCUUUGGUGUUUAAGAAGCGCAACGAAACCUCAACAACCAGUAAGAGGCCUUGCCAAAGCGUGGUGCAAGUAGACGCUCAAGGGAGGAGGUACCUCAUAGCCUACCCCACUACACACAACCAAGAGAAGCUGGAGACCAAACCUGAUAUAUUGAACCCAAAACUUGGAGAAGGUGAAGGGCCUCGUGUUGUGUUGGAAUCCAGUGACAAUACGAGCUACAUCAUCCGGGAAGCCAACCCGCUACCUUCCGCCAUGCACACACCACAUGAUGAUAUGAUGCCGCCGAGAUAA